Exophiala bonariae is the source of this 1584-nucleotide messenger RNA. RefSeq lists its product as uncharacterized. Lineage: Eukaryota; Fungi; Ascomycota; Eurotiomycetes; Chaetothyriales; Herpotrichiellaceae. The record is from RefSeq and is a predicted model, not a curated record. Gene Ontology annotation, molecular function: monooxygenase activity; iron ion binding; oxidoreductase activity, acting on paired donors, with incorporation or reduction of molecular oxygen. Bases 1 to 1584 code for a protein of 527 amino acids. The transcript is spliced from 4 exons.
AUGUAUCUCAAAUCGGUAGAACAGCCACACCAUCUCGGGUACGCCAUCCUUGCUAUUCUAGCCAUAUAUCUCGUCGCAUACAUUGUCUACCAGAGAUGCCUGCACCCUUUAGCACAAUAUCCAGGACCCUUCUGGGCCUCGGUUACUGAUGUCUGGCAAGUCUUCGAAUUUUUGUCCUUGAAGCAACCAUAUCGGCUCACAGACCUACAUGAGCAUUAUGGACCAGUCGUCCGUUAUGGGCCUGAUAAGAUCAGUAUCACGCAUGAAAGUGCCGUGCAGGCAAUAUAUCAAAAGUCCUCGAAAGCCUUACCAAAGACAGAGUUCUAUGAUGCUUUUGGUGGUGCACAUCCAAAUGUGUUUGGAACUCGAGAUGAGUCGCAUCACUCUUUAAGACGACGACACAUGUCUCAUGCAUUCUCAAUGGCAAAUAUCAAGCAAAUGGAGCAAUAUAUUGAUGAGAACUUGUCCAUCUUAAUGCAAAAGAUAUCAGAGGAGGCGACUGCUGAACGGACUUUUGACCUGAAAAAGUUCCUGCAUUACUAUGUCAUCGAUGUGCUUGGAGAUCUAGCCUUCAGUAAAUCAUUUGACCUUCAGAUCACGAAUGAUACAUCCCGAGUGCCGCCGGUUAAAGAACAUACAUUACUUGCAUCAGCGACGGGAGCGUGGCCAGCGUUGCUGCAAAGUCUCAAAUGGUUGCUUCCUAGACUCCCGAUUCCUGCAGUGCAAGGGUUGGUGAAUGGCCGGAGAGAUUGUGCUGAACUCGCAUCAAGGAGUGUCCAACGUCGGCUGCAGGAACUGCAGACGAGCCAAGAUCAGAAAGAAGUCUCGUUGCCACAACGAAAAGAUCUUCUGACCAGUUUGAUACUCGCAAAGCACCCCGAUACUGGCAAGCACCUUUCACAAACGGAUCUAGAGACGGAAGCAUUUGGGUUUAUCAUUGCUGGCACUCAUACUACAAGCGCAUCAACUACACUACUAUUCUACAAUCUGCUCCAUAACCCAGAAUCCAUGAAGCAGUGUAUAUCUGAGCUUGACGCAAACCUUCCUCCUCUAGGUGUAGAUGAGGCAGCAUACCCGGUAACUGACAUCGAGUCCUCCUUGCCAUACCUGAGAAAUUGUGUCAAGGAGAAUUUUCGUAUAACGCCUGUUUUUACCAUGCCACUUGCUCGCCGCAUCACAGCCCCAGAAGGGCUAACCAUCGAAGGUCAUCACUUCGAAAAAGGUACCUCGAUAGCAGUAUGCAACCACGCGUUUCACCACGCCCCAGCCGUGUGGGGAACAGAUCACAACACUUUCGACCCAAGUCGAUGGGAGCGACCAGAGACAGCGGAUCGGUCACGACUACUAAUGCAUUUCGGGCUUGGUGGACGCCAAUGCAUUGGAAAGACCAUGGCUACGACCAACAUCUACAAGGUGAUGAGCUCUUUACUCUCCCAAUUCGAAUUCAAGCUGGCAGAGGAGGCGGAAGCCCUGCGCGCUCAGCAGGGUGGUUUCAAGGGCGUGUUGCCGCCUCUUAUCAGCGUGGGUGUCAGUGAUCUGGAGACUCCGCUCAUGGUGACGGCGAAGCUGGGGUUGAAAAAAUGA